AUGGGGGUUUUGGGUUGUUGCUUCCUGUCCCUGAACAGCAACCUGGCUGGCUUCGCCAGAUCAGGACUCUUCAUCUGCCUGGUGUGCCUCUGCGACCUGGCUGCUUCCCAGUGGGUUCCCCUCCGCCUGUCCGAUGGCCCACACCACUGUGCCGGCAGGGUCGAGGUCUUCUACGAGAACCAGUGGGGAACGGUGUGUGACGACCACUGGGACUUGGUGGAUGCUGGCGUGGUAUGCCGGCAGAUGGGCUGCGGCACGGCACUGUCAGCCCCCGGGGCCGCGCAUUUCAGAGCAGGGCCUGGUCCCAUCUGGCUGGAUGACGUCAACUGCACAGGGAUGGAGGUCGCCCUGUCUUACUGCAAGACAAAGGGCUGGGGAAAGAACAAUUGCCACCACGGUGAAGAUGCUGGUGUGGUGUGUUCAGGUAAUGCCCUGCAGAACGGUCCUGCAGAGCUCCGCCUGGUGAACGGCCCGAACCGCUGCUCUGGAAGAGUAGAGGUGAUGCAUGAGCACCAGUGGGGAACUGUGUGUGACGACGACUGGAGCUUCCCCGAUGCCAACGUGGUGUGCCAGCAGCUGGGCUGUGGGACAGCGGUCUCAGCCUAUAGCGCAGCUCACUUUGGCCAGGGUUCGGGCCCCAUUUGGCUGGACAAUGUUCAGUGCAGUGGGACUGAAGCUGCCCUGUCCGAAUGCCUGGCCAGACCUUGGGGUGUCAACAACUGCGACCAUGGAGAAGACGCCAGCGUUGUGUGCACAGUCACCGAUACACCAGCUCGUCUGCGCCUGGAGAAUGGCCCCAGCCGCUGCGCGGGGCGCGUGGCAGUGUUCUACCACCAUCAGUGGGGGACGGUGUGCGACAACGGCUGGAGCCUGGCUGAGGCAGCGGUGGUCUGCUGGCAGCUGGGCUGUGGGACGGCCAUCUCAGCCCCGAGGUCGGCUCACUUCGGGCAAGGGUCUGGCCGCAUCUGGCUGGAUAACGUGAACUGCACGGGGACAGAAGCUGCCCUCUCUGAAUGCCAGGCCAGGCCAUGGGGAUCCAACAGCUGUGACCACCGGGAAGACGCUAGUGUGGUGUGCUCAGGUGAUCCACAUUGGUUGGGAUAACGCCUGCUGCGGCUGGCAAAAGGCUCGAACAGCUGCCUGGGGAGAGUUGAGGUCCUUCACGACCAGAAGUGGGGGACCGUGUGCGACGACACCUGGGACAUCCACGAUGCUGCCGUUGUGUGCAAGCAGCUGGGCUGUGGGAUGGCACUGUCAGCACCAGGCUCGGCUCAUUUUGGGCCAGGGACAGAUCCCAUCUGGCUGGAUGGCGUUCACUGCACGGGAACCGAGUCUGCCCUCACCAAGUGUGAGCUGAGCAACUGGGGAGAGCACAACUGUGGCCACAGCGAGGAUGCUGGCGUGGUGUGCUCAGGCGCAGCUGCUGACAGCCCAGGGGGGUUCCUUCGCCUGGUGGGCAGCUCCGACCACUGCGCUGGGCGAGUGGAGGUGCUCCACAACGGGACGUGGGGGACAGUGUGUGACGAUGGCUGGGGUUCCUCCGAGGGCCAGGUCGUGUGCCGGCAGCUGGGCUGCGGGACAGUACUCUCGGUGGCACCAGGAGCUCGGUACGGAGAAGGGACAGGACAGAUCUGGUUGGAUGAGGUCAACUGCACCGGUGAGGAAAGGGACCUCUCUGAAUGCCGGGGGGAACACAACUGUCACCAUGUGGAGGACGCCAGCGUUGAGUGCUCAGACUCCAGCAUCACCGCCCUGGGCACCCUCCAGCUGCUCAAUGGCCCCAACCGCUGCGCUGGGAGGGUGGAGGUGCUCCACAACCACAUGUGGGGGACGGUCUGCGAUGAUGGCUGGGACCUGGUAGAUGCGACGGUGGUGUGCCGGCAGCUGGGCUGUGGCACAGCGCUGUCGGCCACCAGCGGGGCUCACUUCGGGAGGGGCCAUGAUCCCAUCUGGUUGGACGAGGUGAACUGCACUGGCACUGAGGACACCCUCUUCAACUGCCGGGCCAGCGCAUGGGGGGACAACAACUGCUUCCACGGGGAGGAUGCUGGAGUGAUAUGUUCAGGGGUAUCCGUGGCUGCUGAGCUUCGCCUGGCCAACGGUUCGACACACUGCGAAGGCAGGGUGGAGGUCACCCACAACGGCACCUGGGCAUCCCUGUGUGACGAAGGCUGGGGUCUGGCUGAGGCUCGAGUGGUGUGCAGGCAGCUGGGCUGCGGGAGAGCGCUGUCAGCACCCGGCGGGUCACAUUUUGGGCAAGGACCCGGGCGAAUGUGGCCUGACAGGGUGAGCUGCAUGGGCACGGAGACUGCCUUCUCUACGUGCAAUAUGAAGCCCUGGGGCAAUGGCACUUGUCACCAUGGGAGAGAAGCUGGCGUUGUGUGCGCAGGUACUUUGGAGGGCGACCAGGUCCGGCUGGUGAACUACGGCAGGCCGCUGGUGAACUGCGCCAGCCGCUGCGCUGGCAGGGUCGAGGUCUUCCAUAACAAGCGUUGGGGGACGGUGUGUGAUGACAGCUGGGACCUGCUGGAUGCCGAGGUCGUCUGCCGGCAGCUGGACUGUGGGCGAGCGCUGUCAGCUCCUGGUGGGGGGCAGUUUGGGCGUGGGGAUGGCAUCAUCUGGAUGGACGAGACAAACUGCACGGGGACAGAGAACACGCUGUCCACCUGCUGGGCCCGUCCGUGGGGCAUCAAUAAUUGCUACCAUGGUGAAGAUGCUGGUGUAGUUUGCUCAGACUCAAUCAUCCCUGAGCCAGCUCAUCUCCGGCUGGCAAACGGCUCACACCGUUGUGCUGGCAGAGUUGAGGUGCUUCACCAGGAGGAGUGGGGAGCCGUCUGCGACCACAACUGGGAUAAGCGGGAUGCUGAGGUUGUGUGCCGGCAGCUGGGCUGUGGGAUGCCGCUGCCGGCAUCAGAGGGGGCGGACUUCGGUGCUGGAUCCCUGCGCGUCUGGCUGGACAACGUCAACUGCCAGGGGACAGAGCCCACCCUUACGAAAUGCCAGGCGAGCCUGUGGGGAGAGAGCAGCUGCAGCCACGGAAAGCACGCCAGCGUGGUGUGCUCAGGCUCAGCUGUUUCCAGCUUCGCCCCGGUCCGGCUGGUGGAUGGCCCAAGUCACUGCACCGGGAGGGUCGAGGUGUUUCAUAAUGAGAAAUGGGGGACGGUGUGCGACGACAGCUGGGACUUCGCGGAUGCCAAAGUGGUGUGCCGGCAGCUGGACUGCGGGAUGGUGAUAUCGGCUCCGCGGCGGGCUCACUUCGGGCAGGGAAAGGGACCCAUCUGGCUGGACGACGUGCGCUGCAUGGGGACAGAGGCUGCCCUCUCCGAAUGCAGAGCCAAAGGCUGGGGCAUCCAUGGAUGUGAGCAUGGAGAAGACGCCGGCGUGGUGUGCUCAGGAUCAGGCAUUUCUGACCUUGGAAACCUUCGCCUGGUGAAUGGCUCAGACUCGUGUUCCGGGAGAGUUGAAGUGUUUCACGAUCAGCGCUGGGGAGGCAUCUGCAGCGAUGGCUGGGACCUGGCCGAAGCCCAUGUGGUGUGUCGGCAGCUGGGCUGCGGGGCAGCGCACUCGGCUGCAGGGUCUACCCAGUAUGAGACAGGAGAUGGCCUGAUCUGGGUGGAUGCUGUGGAGUGCACCGGGAUGGAGGGGGCCCUCUUCGAAUGCAAGGUCAAGUUCUGGGGUGCCAAGAGCUGCAAGUCAAAGGGGCACGCAGGUGUCGCAUGCUCUGCAGCCGCAGACUUGGGCCUGAGGAGCUUGGAAGCCCUGCAGCUAGUGAACGGCCCACACCGCUGUGCUGGGAGAGUGGAGGUCUUUCACAACCAGCAGUGGGGGACCAUUUGUGACGAUGGCUGGGACCUGAAAGAUGCGGCUGUGGUGUGCCGGCAGCUGGGCUGUGGGACAGCGGUGUCAGCCCCAGGUUUAUCUGGGUUUGGGCAAGGAUCUGGCCCCAUCUGGCUAGAUAGGGUGAGUUGCCUCGGGACAGAAGCCACCCUCGCUGAAUGCCAGGUCAAGUCUUGGGGACACCAUGCAUGUAACCAUGUGGAAGACGCCAGUGUUGUGUGCUCAGGCUCGGGGAUUGACAGCAUCCCCAGGCUUCGCCUGGUGGGUGGUUGGAGUGAGUGCGCCGGGAGGGUCGAGGUGUUCUAUAACAACGAGUGGGGGACUGUUUGCGACGACAGCUGGGACCUGAGUGACGCAGCAGUGGUCUGCCGGCAGCUGGGCUGCGGGGGGGCCGUCUCGGCCCCUGGCGCGGCUCGGUUCGGGUGGGGAUCCGGUCGCAUCUGGCUGGAUGAUGUGAGCUGCACAGGGCAGGAAACCAACUUCUUUGAGUGCGGAGCCAAGAUGUGGGGUGUCCACAACUGCCGCCACGGGGAGGAUGCCAGCGUGGUGUGCGCAGCCAUGUGCCCACCUAUUUCUCUCUCCACAAAAGCAGGCAACUUCAGCUCAGCUGACCUGCGGCUGGUGGAUGGGCCACACCGCUGCGCUGGGAGGGUGGAGGUGCUCCACAUUGGGCAGUGGGGGACGGUCUGCGAUGACGCCUGGGACCUGAACGAUGCAGCAGUGGUCUGCAGGCAGCUGGGCUGCGGCAGAGCUCAGGCAGCCCCCAGCCGGGCUCACUUCGGGCAGGGGACAGGGCAGAUCUGGCUGGAUGAGGUGGCCUGCACCGGCAGCGAGGAUGCCCUCGCCCACUGCCGAGCUCGUCCCUGGGGACAGAGUAACUGCAACCAUAGAGAAGACGCUGGUGUGGUGUGCUCAGGUAUGUCAACGACUGUCCGGCUUGUGGAUGGCCCACAUCACUGUGCUGGGAGGGUGGAGGUCUUUCACAACCAGCAAUGGGGGACCGUCUGUGACGACGGCUGGGACCUGAUCGACGCGACAGUGGUCUGCCGGCAGCUGGGCUGUGGGGCGGCCAUCGCGGCCCCCACAGGGGCUUCCUUUGGGAGGGGGCUGAAUCCCAUCUGGUUGGACAGAGUUGCCUGCAUCGGGAGGGAAAGCACCAUCAUGGAGUGUCGGGCCAGGCCUUGGGGAAUCAACGGCUGCACCCAUGAAGAGGAUGCUGGCGUGGUCUGCUCAGGUUUGCAUCCUGGCCAGUGCCACCAGAAAGUUCCCCCAGAUGUGUGGUUCUCUUGCCCUCACACUGCAUUGCCUGCUUCUCUGCCCGCAGACCUGGCUGGGGCAGAGGUGGCAGAGGUCCGCCUGGCAGAAGGACCAAACGACUGCGCUGGGAGGGUGGAGGUGCUCCACAAUGGGCUGUGGGGGACGGUCUGCGACGACAGCUGGGACCUGAACGACGCGGCAGUAGUCUGCAGGCAGCUGGGCUGCGGCAGGGCCGUGAUGGCCCCCAACAGGGGACGGGGCAGAUCUGGCUGGAUGACACAAGCUGCACCGGGAGUGAAGACAACCUCGCCCAAUGCCAACAUCACAGAGACGCUGACGCAGGUCCGCUUGGCUGAUGGCCCAAACCGCUGCGCUGGGAGAGUGGAGGUGCUUCACCAACGACAGUGGGGGACCAUCUGUGAUGACGGCUGGGAUCUGAAGGAUGCCAAAGUGGUCUGCCGGCAGCUGGGCUGCGGGACAGCCGUGUCAGCCCCGGGCCAAGCUCACUUCGGGCACGGGUCAGAUCCCAUCUGGCUGGAUGACGUGGAGUGCACCGGCAUGGAGACCACCUUCUCCCAGUGCAGCCUUAGCGGCUGGGGAGUCCAUAACUGCAACCAUGAGGAAGACGCAGGAGUCGUGUGCUCAGGCACAAACCCCUUGCAGGUGCGGGUGCAGGACGCCCACCGGCACCCUGGGGACCAGAGCACUGCAGCAACAUCCUUCCAGCCCGUGGGAUCCAUCUACCUCCCCACCAAGGCAGAAGUCUUUGAGGAUGCUGACACUGAGACAACGCAGCUCAUGAAGGAAGAUACUGCCCCAUGA
Messenger RNA from Balearica regulorum gibbericeps (East African grey crowned-crane), 5916 nucleotides. The record is from RefSeq and is a predicted model, not a curated record. Lineage: Eukaryota; Metazoa; Chordata; Aves; Gruiformes; Gruidae.